AUGCCUAAGCGCCCCACCAUAGGUUCUCAACCUGAUUUCCAGGCGCUUCGUGAUCACCAGAGCCAAAUUCCGGCCAGUUCUUCAACACAAAAUGUAUCCUCGAGCUCAACUUCUUUCUCUAUCUCGCAGGAGAAUCAACCCGAACUCGACAAAACAAAGUCCUGGAGUAAUUUCGUGGGUGGCGGAUUGCUUAGUGAGGAUUGGCAAGCAGAGGAUGAUGAUGAUAGCUACUAUAAAUCGCAGAUUCUGGAUGCCUUUGGGCUAGAGCAUGUUCUUCAAACGCCGAUUCUCUGGCAGCACAGUACAGAUACACUUGCUGUGCUGUGUACCACUGGGGUGUACGGAUUUGGAAUCGACUUUGAGUGUGGGUUCUUAAUAUCAGAUACUGUUGAAGGAGCUAUACAAUACAUGACCGUCCACGGCACACGGCAGCAAGGUCCAACAAGGAGAGCACAAGGGUUCUACGACGUUACCGCGGAUGAUAUCUUCGGAAAUAAAUUCGGAGAUGACCUAUCAAAUACAGACAAAUAUUACGAUUCUGGGUUCGAGGACUGCUCAGAUGAUGAGUUUUGA
Molecule: messenger RNA, 573 nt
Organism: Morchella sextelata
Lineage: Eukaryota; Fungi; Ascomycota; Pezizomycetes; Pezizales; Morchellaceae
Exons: 1
Coding region: 1-573 (190 amino acids)
Source: RefSeq, a predicted model, not a curated record